Molecule: messenger RNA, 3172 nt
Organism: Venturia canescens
Lineage: Eukaryota; Metazoa; Arthropoda; Insecta; Hymenoptera; Ichneumonidae
Product: skin secretory protein xP2-like
Exons: 3
Coding region: 51-1775 (574 amino acids)
Source: RefSeq, a predicted model, not a curated record
CCGUGUCCUCGUAAGAUCGCUUCGACUAGGAAGCCAAAGCGUUAAGAAGGAUGUCGCUGAAAAUAUAUCUUCUCGUCUUAUUCGUUGGAUUCACUGUUGCUGCACCAGCUGAGAAAAAAGCUGAAGAUCGUGGUGAAGACAAUGCUGAAGUCAAAGAAGACAAAUCUCAGGAAGUGCAAGCUGACCCGCCAAGAGUAGCAAGACAAUUGGGUCAGCUGGAUAAUGGUUUCGGAAGCCCGCUCUUCAACCAGGCUAAUAUCGAGGAAGGCUACGCUCCGCAAUUCAACGAUGCUCAGAAUAUGUUCAUCGAUUCUACAAGCUUGCCAGUGCCCUCUGGCCCUAGUUGGGUCUGGGGAAUCCCAAUCGGAGGAGUUGGCGCCGAAGAAAUCGCUUCCGGAGCUUAUGACCCAAGCACAGGGGACUUCAACGGAGAAGCGAGCUUCGAUGGAGGUUUCAACGGAGGUGGUGGAGCUUUUGGCGGAGACGAAGGUUACGGCCUUCUCGAGAGACCCUAUGAGCCCACUGCGGGGCCGAUCAUGAUGAUCCCUCAGCCGCCAGCCAUCGAUUACAUUCCCUACCAACCGCCGGCGCCAAUUCCAGCUGCCGCUUUUCCCCGUCCAUUCGGUGGAGGGAACGCUCUUCCACUACCGCCGCAAUCCUCAGCCCGUCCACGAUUCCCAUUCAAUCUAUUUAGCCGGCGAUUCAAUGAGAACAACGUUCCAUCAUUACCAAGAACCCCAGCGCCUGCCGUAACUUCGUUCAGCCAAUUCCCGAGCGAUUUCGGAAAUGCCGACCGCCCGGUUUCCCGGCUCCCGGGCCCAGUUUCCCCGCCGACCCAGUACAUAGCGAUCCAACUGCCUGCACCAAGUGGACCAGCUCCAGCUAAUCAGAUCUUCGGCCCUCCAGCCCCAGCAGCCAUUCCCUCGUUCGUACCUUUGCAACAAGCUGCACCAGCUCCAGCCAACCAGUUCUCCGGGCCUGCAGUUCCACCAGUUCCCCGAUUCCGACCCUUCCAGCAACCUGCACCGGCUCCGGUCAACCAGUUCUCCGGGCCCGCAGCUGCACCGGCUCCCCAAUUCCUGCUCUUCCAACAACCUGCACCGGCUCCAGUCAACCAGUUCUCCAGGCCCUCAGCUGCACCAGCUCCCCAAUUCCGACCCUUCCAACAACCUGCACCAGCUCCAGCGAACCAGUUUUCCGGGCCCGCAGCUGCACCAGCUCCCCAAUUCCAACCAGCUCCAAGAGAUUUCGGCUCCCAAAGCGGACCAACUGCUCCCAGGUACAUCCUCAUCCAACCAGUGGCAAUAGCUCCUCCCGUAAGUUCCCUUUCCGCCAACAGAGCUGGGUCAUCCAGCAACGACAUUUUAUCCAGUCCAAUCCUCGUAUCAAUUUCACCCAACGUUUUGUCCAGUCCGCCGUCAGCCCAGCAAGCAACUCAAUUCGUGCAGCCUUCCCAACCGGCCUCUGCAGCCGGUGCCGUCGCCGGUUUACCUGCCGAUCCAGCGGCUGUCCAGACCUAUCAUGUCCAGCCGGUUGCGCCCAUUAGUUUUUCGUCAGGUCAACAAAGUGGCUCACCAUUUACCAACGCGAACGGUGCUGGAGGAAACUUCCUCCAGACUCUGGCAAGUCCCCGUUACGGGAGGCCCUCUGGGGGCUGGCAGCCCGGACCUCCGGGAGGAAACUUCCUCAAUCGUUUCCCAAACCUCAAGGCAAGACUCCUCACGAAGUUGGCGAGAGCACUGGAAACCAUGGCAGCUAAUGUUCGAACCAAUUGAAAACGCAUUUUUACCAUUUUUUAUUUAUUUAACAAUCCUCUAAUUAAAUCGAGGCAACAACCAACUCGAACGGACACAUUCAACCAGUGGAUUUAUAGUCGUAAGGAAUGGCUGUACUGCACAUCACCAAUGGAUAAAUAAACUUCGAUGCUUUUAUAAACUCAUGCUCACUCGUCACUUUAUUUAGCUUCCGGCUUUUUUUCAACCAGUUUUUUCAAUAUUUAUAAAUUCACCGGAACAAUCAUGCAGAAUCCUCGCAUCAAUUACUCAUUCAAUCUUUUGCUAAUAGCUAAACUUUAUUCAAACUCAACUCCAAAAUUGGAGCGAAAAUUUAAAAAAUUAAUUUUUUUUAAUAGAAACUUUGCUUCAAAUUCAAAUUUAAUUUUUAUUCCAAUAUAAAGUGAAAUAUAUAAAUAAAAGAAAUAUUAAUAGAAAAAAAUAAAUAGAGAAUUUGAAUGGCAUGAUCGUUGGAUAAAAAGAUUGCGAGCCACGAAAUCGAGCCUUUCUGUUCGUAUGGGAAUCUCGUUGAUGGCUUCGCCAUUCGUGUUCAUUGUUCGGAGAAUUAUGGUUGGGGAAGGGAUCGAAAUCCAGAGCAAAGAAGAAGUUCGAACAUGAAAUAGGGUCACAGGGCCGGACGUGGUCGAAAAAAGAAUAUCAAGACUGUGAUAACGUAUGAAUUUUCACAGAAAAUAAAAGAGUGUGUCAAAUAUUUGGAUGAUUUGACACGAACGUGCUCCGAUUCCCCAAUUCGAGCUCUAUUUAGGGGUGUGAUCGAGAAUUCUUCGUUAAUCUACUGCGAGUAUAUAAAGACGAAUUUUCAGCAUCGAAAGCAUGUCAAAUUUGUUUCGAGUACUCGAGCAACAAGAAGCAGCAAAAAUGAAGCUGAGGACGCUGGUUUUCGUGGCAUUGGUCGUGGUUGUUUCAGCCAAACUCAGCGAGGACGACAACGAUGAUUCGUUAGAGUGCGAUAGUUGCUCGGUGAAAAAGUUUUCGCUCAUGGAACUCUUGGACAAAGACUCAUCGUCGAAGAAAUCGCUCAUGAAGUUAAUCGCGCUGAUGAAAGUUGUCGGUGUUAUUGGAAUGCCAGCAUUGAAAAUGCUCGUCGAGGCGAAAAUGAAGAGAUUGCAAAACAAGCAUGGCGAGGCUGGCUAUGAUCAGUUGGAAUACGUGCCAGGCUACGACAGUUUGGGGAACGUCGUUUACUGGGCCCAGAAGAAGGAAGGUUCGCCCUUCCCUUCCAUGCUCAAAUCAAAAUGGCAGCUUUGAAGAUCGAUUGGGCAAGCGUUUCACAAUUUCUCAUCCGAAUAGUCGCCUCUGUUGUCACUAGCAUUUCUAUUUUCUCGCUCACACCGAUGUAUUUUUGUUAAAAAAAUAUUAAAAAGUUCUUCCCUCAAAAA